CUUUAGAACUACAUAAUCAAAAAACUGUAUGCAUACUUAUACAUACUGUAUGCAAGAUGGCUGCUGUCACGGACAAGUUUUACUCGAACAGUUGGUUGUAUCCCGAUGAUCAUUUUGCUCCUGGUGAACAUAAUUUGAAAUUUCAGCUUCGGGAUAAGAUCGGAAUACCAUGGGAUUUUUCCAAAUAUGAUUGGGAAAGAGGGUGUUCCGUUGCAGAUGCUGUUUUAAGAAUGAUUCUUAAUGAACUUCGAAAUCAGGCCCGUUUACAUUUCGAAGGUCUGGAAAUUCAUAGUGACUACAUUCGACAGGCGAGUGCUCGACAAGGAAUGAAAAUCAUAGCCCCAACUGAGUUUGAUGCCGUUAUCCCUUUUACGAUCAAAGGUCUUGACCUGCAGGAAAUUCGUUUGAGAGAUUUUUCUGAUCAGUAUCUUCCAGGUCAAAUACGGCUUCGUGUGGUAGAUGUUGCACAAAUUGACAAGUUUCCAGGCCUGAGAAGAGCAGGCGUGUUUGGAACGAAAUUUGGAACAUGCCUCAUCGACACCAAAGCUUUACAAGAGCAGGUUUUCAAAUCUCUAAUGGAUAAAGCUUUUCAUGCUCUGUCAUCGAUUCCAUAUGCUACAAAUACUUAUGACGUAACAAGAGGAUCCCGACCACCUACAAUGGACUUGAAAAUUCAGGACGACAUUUUGAAAGAAAUAAACGUUGACUUUGUUCCUGGAUUUAUUCUGGACAACGAAAAAAUAUCUAUUCCUGGAGCUGUAGUGUCAUCAUCCGAAGAAACACCUGUUGUCUUCCCAAGGUAUGGUCUCAUGAAAUGGAUUAACAAAGAAAAUAAAAACAUCGACGAGAAUGACAAAAAUUUCAUAUGGCGAAGUUGUUCGUCGUCAUAUGAAAGAUUCAUGUUCGAUCUAUGCGCUGUCAGCGAGGAAAGAUGCUAUAUCAGAACCGCGAGCCGCGUUAUGAAGGUAUUAGUAUUUAGACUGAGAGGGCGCCAAAACCAGGCGGCAAAUCUGUUGUCGUCAUACCACCUGAAAACCGUCGCCAUGUACUGCAUCCUUCUGCUAACCGUGCCUACGAAGCUGACGUCACCGGGUUAUUGCCUUAGCGGGGUCCGCGAGGCUUUGGGAUACUUUCUGUCAUUUUUGAAGUCAGUACUAGAGAAAAAAUUUCUACCAGAUUUUUUCCUAGGAAACGAACACCUGGAUAAAAUUUUCCCGGGGUCGUAUUUCUCCAAAAUUCGCAUCAAGUACAACUUAUUCGACAAAGAAAACCCCGCACUCGUGGAACAGGCGCAAUUCGGUUUUCCUGAAUUUGAGAGAGUCCUUUCUGGGUGUUUUGACGCCGGGAAUCUGAACCCUAAAGUUGUCAACUUUUUUAGAGACAAGACACUUAACAUGUAAGAGGAAUAUCAACGCGUUCAUGUUGCAACGUAUCAUAUGUUGAGCAUGUACAGAAGUUCACAACGUAAAACCAAAACAAUUAUAACAUUCAUCUUUAAUUUAUUAGAUUUGAUGUAACAUGUUAAAAAUAAGUUUUUCCUACGUCAUUUGACCGCAUAAUUUCUUAAUCCGGACAAUUUGGUUGGGGACAGAGAAAAAAAGACCGGAUAACCAUCUAAUACUAGUAUACUGUAAACGUAGUAUAUUUAGCGUGUACGAUAUUUGGCGGAAUAUGAUUUUUAACAAGUUAGCGUGGAUUUGAUUUAGCGCAUUUCUGAUUGUACCUAUUUAUCUACUUAAUAUAUAUUUUACAUUUGGCGGUGUACUUGAUUUCGCGGACGGCGUUUUCGGCCAAUAACGCUAAAUAGAAUACACAGCCAAAUGCAAUACGUUUACUGU
Magallana angulata is the source of this 1838-nucleotide messenger RNA. RefSeq lists its product as uncharacterized. The coding region runs from base 57 to 1400 and encodes 447 amino acids. The record is from RefSeq and is a predicted model, not a curated record. Lineage: Eukaryota; Metazoa; Mollusca; Bivalvia; Ostreida; Ostreidae. The transcript has a single exon.